This is a messenger RNA of Mycotypha africana, 609 nucleotides long. RefSeq lists its product as uncharacterized. The annotation marks the transcript as partial. The transcript is spliced from 3 exons. NCBI's taxonomy places the organism in Eukaryota, Fungi, Mucoromycota, Mucoromycetes, Mucorales, Mycotyphaceae. The record is from RefSeq and is a predicted model, not a curated record.
GCAAUUGAUUCAACUGAAGAAAUGGUACUUUUACCCGGGGAGUAUAUGUUAAAGUCUUUUCAAGAGAAAUACAAGGCGGAUGGUUGCAUCAUUGACAAUGAAGAUAAUGAAGUAUUCAUCCUUGAAAUCUCCGGAAAGCUAAUGCUAAAUGAAAAGUGGAAGUAUGGGUACGACCACGUAAAAUGUACGUUCGGUGCAUUGACGAUCUUCAACUCUGCUUAUAAGAAAUACUUUUUUGCUACGGAGGAAACUGCAACGAAACUCCAAAUUCCUUAUUUGCAUGCAAUGGAGGAUUCGUUACAUUUGUGGGUAUUGGAGCUUUACUCCAAUAAGUUAUAUAUCUCCAACAAAGCAUUUAAAUGUAAAAUUCCUGAAUCAAUGAAAGAUACCAAGAAUAUUCUUGCCAUGGGCAAUUUACUUUGGUGCUUGAAGAUGAAGUUGGAAGGUGCCAACAUUGUUUUGAAGGCAAUGAAAGAAGAGCACGACAGUUAUCAAGUUGGGAGAAUGCUUCGCGGCGAUGACUCUCGCCGUUCAUUGGUUGAGAUGGUAAAUGUUGAUAUCCAAAAGCCUAUAAAGGGCGAAGGAUAUGGUGUUGUUUUACCAGAUGAA